Molecule: messenger RNA, 2973 nt
Organism: Cydia pomonella (codling moth)
Lineage: Eukaryota; Metazoa; Arthropoda; Insecta; Lepidoptera; Tortricidae
Gene: thoc6
Product: THO complex subunit 6
Exons: 5
Coding region: 476-1450 (324 amino acids)
Biological process (GO): mRNA export from nucleus
Cellular component (GO): THO complex; transcription export complex
Molecular function (GO): protein binding
Source: RefSeq, a predicted model, not a curated record
GGCAUAUUUUUUUACAAAAUUCGUUUUAAAAUAAUGUAAAUGUAUUAAUAUAAACUCUAAAUUACGGGGAUGAAGUGUAGCUGGCAAUACAAUCACAUAAAAAAAAUGAUAAUCGUCUAUGAAAAUGUUUACGAAUCUAGGUAAUGUGUUGUAUUUCUAUAAAAUGUUAUCGUUAAACGAAAUUAACAAAAGAAAACAGUCUUAAAUCAUAAAAAUAAAAUUACUAUUAUAGAUGCUCAUUAGGUUAAUGUUUUCAUUUAUUAUUAUUUAUAUAAACUAUUAAUACAAAGUUCACAAAGUCCAAUAUUAGCAAAUUAAUCUGACAUUGACACGAAAUUGUUGGAAGCAAAGCAAAAGCAAACGGUUUUUAAGAGGUUAUGCUGGUUAUGUUUGGUUUUGAUUAAUAAUAAAUUGUUAACGUUAACAGUAACAGCAAAUAAGUCAAACAGAACAAUCAGACGCAGGCGUACCAAAAAUGCUUGAUAAAAUUCUUUAUAACACUGUGUUAUGCCAAACAUUUUCACCUUGCGGUAAAUAUUUAGUGGCCGGUAACAUUUACGGACAAGUAGCUGUAUUUGACCUCGACAGAAUACUAAAUCCUAUCGUAGAACUCCUUACGUCUGACUACAACAAGCCAAAACAAAUCUAUAAAAUUGAGUCUGGAAAACAAAUAUGCAGUUUGGCCAGUUCUGAGAAUUUUCUCAUUAUUGGAACAGUUAAUGAAAUUGCAGGGUGGGAAUGGAAGGCAGUUAUGUCCGGAAAAUGGUCCAAACAGUCAUGGACAAUAACCAUACCUAUGAAAUCCUCCAUGGAGCAAUCUGACGUAAACAGUCUAUGGCUUUCUGAAGAUCAGUCCAAACUGUUUGCGGGAUGUGGGGACAACCAUAUUUAUGCUUUUAAUCUGGAGGAUGGCCGAUUGGUGGCAACCUUCAAGGGUCAUAGUGAUUAUAUUCAUAGCAUUGAUGGCAAGGCGCAACAGCUUAUAUCUGGCGGUGAAGAUGGUCUGGUCAUGCUUUGGGAUGAGAGGACUGGAAAGUCUCAUAACAAACUGGAGCCCCACGCCAACAGCAAAGUGAGCCGGCCAGAGGUGGGCAAGUGGAUAGGGGCUGCGUCUUUGGGAGAUGACUGGAUUGUAUGCGGCGGCGGCCCCCGCCUAGCCCUCUGGCACCUCCGCUCCCUCGACCCCGUGACCACCUUCGACCUCCCCGACCGCGGCAUACACGUCGCCUUCUUCCACGAUGACUGCGUCUUCGCCGGGGGCGCCACCAAGCACCUCUACCAACUUUCAUACUCCGGUGACGUUAGGGUUGAACUGCCCGUGUCAGCGACUACUGUGUACUCGGCGGUGCUAAAGACAAAUCCCAAUGUGUUGGCUAUUGCGGGGUCUAGUCCGGAAAUUGAUCUGUGUACAACGUUUAAUUAUAGAGAUCAGGUGCUACAUUUCCGGUAAGUUGUAAGCAAAGCAGUUGCAGAUGCAAAUAAAUUAUUAGUGUAGCUCUUUCCCGCUCUGGCAGGGCUGUAAAUGUAAAUCCAGUAAAAAAAAAUUGUGACCUAUUUUGUACCUUGUCACUGGGAAAUGGGUCACAAAUUAAAUAUUUUGAUUCUACUAAGUUUAAGUGUAAUUUUGUUUUUCUAUAGUCUGGUAGACCAUUUAAGACAAGGCGGAAAAAAAAUCAUAUAACAUUUUCGCGCAUUUAAGUAUAGUAUGAAUUAUGUCAGAUGAUUUUUUGGCCUCAAACCCUAAGCUGUUAAAAAAGGCAAUAUUUCUUUUGUGCUCCGCGGUGCCUACCUAAUUUUUAGGGUUCCGUAGCCAAAUGGCAAAAAACGGAACCCUUAUAGAUUCGUCAUGUCCGUCUGUCUGUCCGAUUAUGUCACAGCCACUUUUUAAUUAAUGAGAAGGAUCAAGCCCAUUUAAAAGGUAAUUUCAGCGUUCUAAUUAUAUGGUUCAAAUUCAUGUAACAGCAUUGGGAGAUAACGAUAAAGGUUUGGGUAAUGUAAGAAUAUUCGGAGGUAACAAAAAGCUGUUGCAUAAAUUUGAGCCGUAUGUGUAGAGCGCUAAAAUUGUCUUUUAAACGGGCGUGAUCUUUCUCACUGAUGAGAAAUUAGGUAGCCACCGCAUAGCACAAAAUAAACAAUGCCUUUCGUUUAACAGCUUAGGGUUUGAAGCAAAAAUCAUUUCAGAUAAUUCAUACUAUAAGUAUAGUCGUUCGUUUUGUAGCUGGCCCGCAUGGCUAAUCCUUAGUCUAUUGUAAGUAAAACCGCGCGUGCUACUUGCCUGCAUUAAAAAAAGUUUUGUUCGUUUUUUUUUUACUCGGUUAACCGGUUAUUGAAUUACGACUGUAUGAGUUUUGCAAUAAGAUUCAAAAUGUACUAAUGGAAAAAAAUAUGUUGCGAGGCUGUGUGGUCCCUCUACGGUUACUGAGUGCCGGCGAAUCGAACGCUACCAGUGUAAAAUGUGUCAACGAGUGCGGAACAAAGGCGCGUUAUCGAAGAGCGCACUUACACUGGUUUUUUGAGCGUUGGACUAGCCCGCGGUCAGGUGCCAAUUACAAUUUUUUUUGCAGGCAGUCGCACGUGUGGUUUUACAUACAAAAGAUAAAAUAUUAGCCGUUCGGGUCCAGCUACAAAACGAACGACUAUAUAUGUAAUGACAAAUUGAUUUGCCGGACUAUAGAUACCUUGCAUUUUGCAAAUAAACCUGAGUUAAGGGUCAGUUUUAUGUCCCUCAUUGUGACAUGAACUAUGAUGAAUUUAUGUUAAGACAGACAGGACUCUGACCACGCUAACUUUGCACAAUCUCGAUAAUCCGUACACAGGCUAUCCGAACGUAAAUAACAUACUAAAAAAUCAUAGAAAAUGGAAAAUACAUAGAGAAGUGGAAAAACUAUUUCUAUUUCUAUAUAAAACUUAGCGUGGGCCUGAAUCUAAAUGACAUCAGGGUUGACUGAAAAUAAAAUUGUAAAACACAUCAAA